UCAUGUUUGGAGGAGGACGAGGAGGGCGAGGAGGAGGAGAACUGCAAGAAUUGGGUGUUCUGCCAAUUCAUCCCUAUCAAGCCUCGUAUCAGCAGAUGCUCCUACCUCACCCUCAGCAAGGGAUGGUUGAGGGCCCAGCUAGUUUUCCUAUCCAGGUCCAAGAAUACCGUCGCCCUUCCAUUGUUUUGCCUUCUGAUCUUAAACCACGCCUGCGAUGGUCACCAGAACUUCACACUCUUUUUGUUGAUGCUGUUAAUCAGCUUGGCGGCCAUGAAAAAGCCACCCCCAAGGCUAUCAUGAAGAUAAUGGCUGUAAGGGGAUUGACUCUUUACCACUUGAAGAGCCAUUUACAGAAGUAUAGGAUGAGAAUGCUUUCAGUAAUUAAGGAGGCAACUAGAAGGACAUCCCAACAAGCAGAGAAACAACGCAAAAAAGGAGGAACUUCAUCAUCCUCACUCCCAGAAGAUAAGAAUGAGGUUCACAAAAGUGAAGAGGAAGGGAAGAAUAAAAUUGUGCAUGACUCGGAGGUUGACCCUGCAAUUGUAUAUUUGAAUUUGGAUGAUAAAGGGGAUGAUGAUACAGACAUUGCCAUGGCAACCGUCAACCUCCCUGGGGUCAAUAUUGAGUCUCCAUAGGAGGAACUAGAUGACUGAAUUAUUAGAGUGGUUAUCGAAAAGAAUUAUAGUUUAAAAUAGAGAUUUUUUCUUCUUCUUUUCU
This is a messenger RNA of Vitis vinifera (wine grape), 717 nucleotides long. RefSeq names its product myb family transcription factor PHL12. The coding region runs from base 3 to 635 and encodes 210 amino acids. The record is from RefSeq and is a predicted model, not a curated record. Gene Ontology annotation, molecular function: DNA binding; DNA-binding transcription factor activity. The transcript is spliced from 5 exons. Lineage: Eukaryota; Viridiplantae; Streptophyta; Magnoliopsida; Vitales; Vitaceae.